AUGCCGCGUUUGCCGCGACAGGCGUCCGGAAAUGGAGACGAGGAGGAUGCGCGCACCGUCGCGGUGCUUUCGAGGGACGCUUCGCGCGCUACCAUCGCCUUCCAAAACCCGAGGGACCUGGUGGCGCUCAAGGCCAAGCGGGAAUGGCGGAAGACCGUCCGCCUCACCCUGACGGUCCUGGUCCUCUUCCUCGCCGUGGGGCUCAUCGUGAGCGCCGUCAUGCUCGGGGGGGGCGCGGGGCCGGGCGGAGCAGGGGGCAGCUCUGAGGCCAACGCCGCCUUGCGGGCUGCGACGUGCACCCUGCGCGGGACCCCCACGCCCUCGUCCCGUGCAGUUCCCUCCCGGCUGGUGCCGAACCGGCUCGUGAUGAGGAACCGCAGGCUGCGCGGGGUGGGCAUCAGCGGCGGAGCCAAGGGGUGGAGACCGGACGCAGUUCUCUCGUGCUGCGACUUCCCCGUGGAGGCGCUGAGCGCCGACGGGUUCCUGUGGCAGGGCGCCAUGGAGGCGCGCGCCUGCGUCCGGGUCGGCGACGUCGAGGAGCCGGGGGCGGCAGAGGCGCGCUGUGGGGCUAUGGACGCGCUGCCCGGCGCGGUGGGGCGGGACGCGGACUUCGCGUGCUUCGUCCGGGGCUCUCCGGACGCGUCGGAGUACCCCUGCAGCGAACACAAUCUGCAGGCCUGCUCCGUCUUGACAGACGCGGAGGGGCGAGAGGUGCUGGCCUCGCGCGGAGACCCACGCGCCGGGUUCAGCUUCUCGGGGCUCUUCUCGGACCAGCGGCGCCUGAUUCCCUUCUGCGCCGGCGUCGGCCUCCUCGCGGGCGUCGUGGCCUUCAUGGCCGUCCGCGUCGCGGUGCGGCACUGCGGCACUCCCAGGGACGACGACCUCGACGUCAUCGCCGCCCGCGCGCCGUCCGUCGUCCCCGGCGCCACGCUGCAAGGCCGCGACCUCAGCGUGCUCUGGCGGGGCAUUUCCCCGCUCCGCGCCAUCCGCGCCACUACCACACCCUCUGCGCGCAGCGUUGUAGUUGCGCAGGGCGCAACCGCGCCGCCCGGCCCCGGCGUGCUCGCGGAGCCCGCGCCGCUCGAACGCGCGCCGGCGGCCGCGCGCCCGGCGGUGCAGCGCAGCACCGCCGACGGGCACGUCGCGGCAGGGCGGCACUCCCGCACGCUGUCGGCCUGGACGGUCGACAGCACGGGCGGCGCCGCCGGAGGACGCCGCCCGACGGACUCCCCGUCGCACUCGCGCAGCCGGAUAUCGCGGCCCGUGUCGCUCAACACCAUCGCGGUCGCGCCAGGCGCGGUUCCUGCGUCCCGCGUGCACCUCUCUGGACGCAUGGCCUCCGGGCACGUCAUCGAGGCAGCGGGGGCGGGUCCGCACCACCUGCGCGGAGCGUCGAUCACGCCGUCCGUCAUCGACGACGCAGCGCUCGCCGUGCACAUGAACUGGGCUGCGGUCGACUUCGCGGAGGGGGGUGUCGCCGAGCCGGACCUGGGGGCCGCGGAGCCGCUGCGGGAAGCGCCGGAGGACUCGGUGCUGGAGGGCGACGGCGCAGAGCGAUGA
Pedinophyceae sp. YPF-701 is the source of this 1560-nucleotide messenger RNA. Lineage: Eukaryota; Viridiplantae; Chlorophyta; Pedinophyceae. The record is from the annotation of a GenBank genome assembly.